Molecule: messenger RNA, 1686 nt
Organism: Pseudocercospora fijiensis CIRAD86
Lineage: Eukaryota; Fungi; Ascomycota; Dothideomycetes; Mycosphaerellales; Mycosphaerellaceae
Exons: 2
Coding region: 1-1686 (561 amino acids)
Biological process (GO): protein desumoylation
Cellular component (GO): nucleus; cytoplasm
Molecular function (GO): SUMO-specific endopeptidase activity
Source: RefSeq, a predicted model, not a curated record
AUGACGUGGCCUGAGAAGGGAAAGAACCGCGUGUCGCUGGUUGCCAAGGACCUUCAGAAACUCGAUGACAAUGAGAUGCUCAACGACAACAUUAUCAAUUUCGGGCUGCGGGGACAAGGCAUCAAUUACGCCGGGGUCGAGCGAUGGACAAAAAAUGUGGAUCUCUUCACCAAGCCCUUCAUCGUCGUACCCAUCAACCUCAAUUUGCACUGGUUCGUUGCGAUUAUCUGCAAUUUGCCUAAUCUUCAGAGAAAGUUUGCAGACUCAGAUCCAGUCGACCCAGUCGCGCCAUCUUCUCAGCCAGCGACUCAGGAAGAGGAUGAAUGGAAAGGAAUCCAGCCUCCCGAUCAGGAGAUGACCGAACUUGCGCUCUCCGAUGCUGACGUAGAUUCAAAAUCAUUAUCGAACGAUGAGAAGGGUGUAGACAGCGGAAUUUUCGAGUUUGGCGAUGAUGGAAAGGUCGUCGGCGCCGAUGACGAGAAUGAGCAGCAAGGCACUGGUGCAAAUCACGGUCGUGGUCGAAAAAAGAAGAAAGCACCUCCAGGUCCACGCAAAGUCGACCCAACCACGCCUAUCAUUCUCACCUUCGACUCUUUCGGCGUCAGUCGCUCCAAAGAGAUCAAGGUUUUGAAAGAGUACCUUGUCCUGGAGGCUAGAACGAAACGCAACAUGGAGCUCAACCUUGCCCAGAUUCCACAAAUGGCGGCCAAGGGAAUACCUGGUCAGAAGAAUUUCUCAGACUGCGGAAUCUACCUGCUUGGUUAUAUCGAGAAGUUUGCGCAGAAUCCAGACGAAUUUGUACGGAGGCUUCUGCAGUUCGAGAUGCGGGAAGAAGAUUUUGAUUUUGACCCUUCUCAAAAGCGCGUUGACAUUCGAAACACGCUUCUGGAACUGAGCCACCAGAAUGAAGCAAAUGUCUACAAGGCCAAGAAGGCGAAACAAGAUGCGAAGAAAAGAGCGAGUGGAGCCAGUGCACAGAAGACAUGUGGCACAGAAGGGCCAUCGCCAGCUCGGCAGAAGACUCCCACUCCAGCGCAAACGCCGGGCAACGAGGCAGCACGAUCACGGCAGCAAACGCCGGCGCCAGCGGUCGAAAAGGCAAGAGUAAAAGCAUCGAGGCGUGAUGCGAAAGAAGCUGCCACCAAUGCCUAUCCGACCAGCCAGACCUUCAGCGCUGAGGAUGAAGAGUUGCCCAUAUCGCCACCUCGAGUGGCCGGCGGUCGCCCUGAAAAGCCGUCCAAUGCGACUGACACAAACACAUUUGCUGAAGAUCAAGCCUACGGCGACGAUUCUGAGGAGAUGCUGGACAAUGGAGACACCAUUCAUGUAUCAGACAAGCGACAAAGUAGCCUUGCUCAUCAGCCAACGUCGCAAGCAGACCGGGAAUCUGCAAGUCCUGUUGGCGUCGUGCAGGCUUCCGCUGAGGCUUCCGUUGUGAUUGACGAAUCUCUCCAGGAUGGCGAACCUGAAGACAACGCUCUCUCGCCCGAGGACAUGUCCAGUGCUCGGCAAGAGCAGGCCGACGACGGACCGGAUGUGAUUGAUAUUGGAGACGAGGACGACGACAGACCUGUCUAUUCUCCAGAGAUCCCAGACUCGCAGCCAACGCAGGGAACACAAGCGACUCAAGGCGUUCCACUUCCUGUGAGGACUUCAAAGGGGAAGGAAUACUACGCACUUGAUUGA